AUGAAGGGGCAAAUAAUUUUAAAUGUACCUCUGAACAGCUUUAUGUUGCUGAGACGAAUGAGAGUGAAGAAAAGGGCGCUCUGCUUGAAUUGUUUAAUAUUUUUAUUCUGUUUUGUGUCGGUGACAGAUUUUUGUUUCGGGAAAUUAUAUUUAGCACCCCUCUUUGGCUUUAUGAUAUCAAGCGACACUUUCUGUUACGGUGCUAAAUACUCUAGAGCGCUUUUGCAAUACAGCACAUAA
This is a messenger RNA of Clunio marinus, 240 nucleotides long. The record is from the annotation of a GenBank genome assembly. Lineage: Eukaryota; Metazoa; Arthropoda; Insecta; Diptera; Chironomidae.